AUGCCUUUAUACGAGCUCAUUUGCAUUUCGCGGGCAAAUCUGGUGCAGGCGAACAUGGCCGCGCUUUUGAAGCGGUCGGCCGAGACAGUUCUGGACCGCGGAGGCGCAGUGCGCGGCUUUGUCAACCUGGGACGCGACCAGCCGCUGCCGUACCGGAUGAAGCGGCACAUGGAGUACCACACGCACGGAUCGUUCUGGCUGAUGCACUACUACUCCAACCCAAAGACCACCGGAGUGCUGAUGAGCCAGCUCAAGCUCGAUCCGCGGAUCGUCCGGUGCAACGUAGUCAAGGUCACCGACAAGCUGGAGGAGAUGGUGGCGCUGCCCGAGAAGACAUAG
Messenger RNA from Linderina pennispora, 339 nucleotides. RefSeq names its product 30S ribosomal protein S6. NCBI's taxonomy places the organism in Eukaryota, Fungi, Kickxellomycota, Kickxellomycetes, Kickxellales, Kickxellaceae. Gene Ontology annotation, biological process: translation. Gene Ontology annotation, cellular component: mitochondrial small ribosomal subunit; ribosome. Gene Ontology annotation, molecular function: structural constituent of ribosome; small ribosomal subunit rRNA binding. The transcript has a single exon. The coding region runs from base 1 to 339 and encodes 112 amino acids. The record is from RefSeq and is a predicted model, not a curated record.